AAAAAGUUAAACAAAAAUGCCUAAAUACCCACUGUAUAUAAGUCAAUGUUUCCGCCUUAUCUCUAUACAUUACAAUGAAUAUAUCUGCAAAAUCGUCAACAGAGUGCGACUAUAACAUUAGGUUUUCGUAAACAUCCCGAGAAGCACGCUCACAAUGGAAUUAUUAACUGAAGAAGAAAUUAAAUCAAUUGCGAAAAAACGUGGUUUUAAUAAAGUGCUAAAAUGGAGACUGGAGGACUUUCCUGAUAAAGUUCUUGGGUAUUUAGGAGACCAUAUGAAACUGUUCUUGUAUGUGGAGCAGAAUGGGACCAGUUCAACUCUCAAUCUGUUCGUGAAGUGCUUGCCAAGAUUUGACGAAUGGAAGGCAGAAUACAUAAAAGAGCUUGGAUUUUUCAACAAGGAGUAUGUCAUGUUAAGCCAACUUUUUAAUCAUUUUGAAAAUGGUACAGGAUACCGCAAAUGGCGUCCAGAACUGCUAUUUAUAAAGGAAAAUGUUUUUGUAUUUGAAAACGUCUCAUUUUAUGGAUACGUGAUGCCCUGUCAGCAGGACACGAUGGGUUUCGAAGAACUAAAGGCGUCAGUUGAAACAUUAGCACAGUUUCAUGCACAGUCCUAUAUAUAUGAAGAGAGAAAAAGUAAGAAACUUGGUAGACCUUAUAGGAUAUGGGAAGAUUAUAGUGAAUACCUAAAUGAACCCACUUUUCGUAAUGAUUGGCGGGACACAGGAAGAAACGCAGUCAUGGAUUAUCUGAAAGUCUAUUCUAAGUACAAGUCUGAACCAAACUUCAAUAGAUACAUAGACUCAAUAGUGCCAGGAUUAUAUGUGAAAUCCGUAGAGCUGAUGCAACCUAGUAAAAAAUAUCGGAACGCAGUAGUUCAUCGCGAUCUUUGGAGCAACAAUAUUUUGGUGAAGAAGGAACAGAACUCAUCACCUCAUGUCCUGAUCGUUGAUUUUCAAACUGUUAUAUAUACGUCUCCAUUGCUUGACCUUUCAUCGUUGAUAUAUUUUAAUACUACCAGAGCAGAUAGAGAUACUUGGACUGAUGAUUUCAUAGAAGUUUACUAUGCUGUGUUAUCUGAAGAACUAGAAGCUGCGGGGAUAGAUGUAAACACGAUAUUUGACAAGGCUUCACUGAGAGACGCUUAUGAGGAAAGUAGGUUGUUUGGAAUAACACAGUCGGCUAUCAUAACUCCUGUUAUAGCAAUGAGUAAAGAAAAAAGCGAGGCGAUAUUUGGUGAUCCAGAAUUGUCAAGACGAGCUAAUGUAGAAACUCGGAGUCAAGAAAUUAUUGAUGUCGCAAAAGAAGAUGAGAAAUAUAAAGCUAGAGUAACGGAAUUGUUUGAUGAAAUAGUUGAACGAUAUGUAUUCCCAAAAUCAUCUACGUACCGCAAUUAAAGCUGCUGGUAGAAGAGAUAAUACCUAAGUAUUUUAAUAAAGUCCCAAAUUGUAACAAUAAAGGGAAGACUUUCAUUUAUUCAUAGAUAUCUGCUUAUAUUUUACAAUUGAAAUUGUUCAUAUUUAUUUCUUGUUGCACCUUAUCUACGGCUACUUAUUUCUUAAUUAUGUACGAUAGCUAAUGCUAAUAAUAAAGUAUUAAACUAAAUAAAUAAAGUCUUGUCACAACACGUUUAUUAAUUAUCUACUUACUUUACUAAGUAUAUUUCAAACCAGUGUCUUAUCUCAGUCGUGUUAAAUAUUGAUAAAUAAAAAACCGACUUCCAAAAACUAAUAACAAACGAAAGGUUAAAACUAAAAAGCAAAAUAUAAUUAGUGAUUAAACGAACUUACCUAAGUGAUGUUCUAUCACAAUUAUACGAGUUGCUUCGUCCGAAGAGAUUAGGUCCCUCCCUCCCUAGUUAAAAGUAAGUAUAUACCCCCAUUGGUGAAAUAUUAAAUUCGAUUUGAGCUCCAGACUUUCAACUAAAUGAGUAGCCGGUCAACCAAUGUUCCUAGUAGUAUUGCGAGUACCCUCAACAUUUUUUUUUUUGCUUUUAACUUAGUGGAUGAAAGGCGACACGAUAUGCGUUACUACAAAUUACUACCUAAUCUCGAAGGACGGAGCAACGAAUGUAUAAUUAUUAUUAGUACUGAUAGGUUACCCACCCACUGAUAGGUUUGUAAUAUCCCCAUCAGAAUAAGUGAGCACUGCAUGGCUCCUAUAGGUACAAGCUUCGCAUGCGGCGGGCACAACGACUUACAUGAGUUCACUUAGGAGACUUACGGCUCCCUCGAGUCUCGCACUUAUCAAUAUCAUAUAUUGUAUUCCUAAUUUAUGUAUUGUAUUGAAUAUUCACAAAUUGGUUAUUAAAUUAAAAAAAAGAAACAUCACAUCAACAACCUGUUAGUGGCCACUGCUGACCAAAGGCCUCUUCUCACACGGAAAAGGUUUGAGCAUUACCUAAUCGCCUGGCUUGCUCAAUGCGGGUUGGCGAUUUCAAACUUAUAAUUAGAAAUUAGUAGUAUAUUAUAGUCCAUGCUUCCUCACGAUGUUUUCUUUCACCGUUUGUCAGUGGUGUCUAAAUAAUCUUAGAAAGUACAUAUAACUCGGAAAUAGUCACAUUGGUAGGUGCUUGCCGUUGGCAGGUUACGAACCCGCACUAUCAUGCAUGAAAAGCUGGAGUCUUACACAUACGUAAAAAGAACACGACUAUGAAUUCCAACAUUUCUUAAACUAUCAUAUCAAUUACAGUGUUUACCAUGAUUAAUUUAAACGUAGCAUAUAUCAAUAUUAACUUAGCGAUUCUAAUUGUUAUGUAGUAGUUAUUCUAUUAUCACAUUCAUUUGGUCCCGCUUACUGUAGUUGUACCAGCAACAUCUAGUAAUCCACGUACCUACCUCAUUAAUUUUUUGUUAAAUAUGGCGACUACAGCUGCAGAAGAAAAUACACAAGUAAACCACAUAACUGAAGAAGAUAUUAAACUCAUUUUAGCACAUUACAAUCGUGGCAAUGAAGAAAUUGUAAUAGAAGAUUACUCAGUUCACAAUGCUAGUGAUAAAAUGUUGGGAUUUUUGGCUGAAUACUGGAAAGUGAAAGUGCUGUUAUCAAGUCAAAAAGUUCUUCAUUUCUUCAUCAAGGCCAUUUCGAGAUCCAAUGCAGCUAAAGCAAGUAUGAUAAAAGAAAUGCGUCUGUACGAUAAAGAAGCGUUUUUUUAUUCUGUGAUCAAGGAAAAUAUUGAAGUGCCGGGUAUCAAACCCUGGGCAGCGCGGCUAAUAACAGCGCUAAAUGACGCAAUGGUUUUUGAAGAUUUAAAUGCAAAACAAUAUAAAUUGCGAAACAAAUUCGCGAGGUUUGACAUGGCUCACACUCUUCAGGCGUUGAACACAUUAGCUAGGUGUCAUGCAUGCUCAAUCAUUUAUGAAGAGAAGAAAACUAAAGAAAAUGGAACAAAGUACAGCAUAAAUGAUGACUAUGAAAAGUCUUUGGACAAUGGUGGUUACAAUCUAUCUUCGGAGUGGUUCUAUCAGUGCAUGAUAGGAGCAUUAGAAACUAUGAAAUCACUAUCGGACUUCAAUGAAGCAGACAUUAAUUUGAUCGAAAGUUGCUGGCAAGAUGUUUGGUCUACUGCUUUAAGUUUAGGCAAUUAUUCUUCUCAUCAGAAGAAUGUAAUCUGCCAUGGGGAUUUGUGGAACAAUAAUAUUAUGUUUCAUUACAAGGAUGACAAGAACUUAUUGGAGCCAGAUGACUGCGUACUGGUUGAUUUCCAGGCGAUCAGGUACCAACCACCUGCUGGGGAUGUCAUGUUACUACUCUGUUGUAAUCUAGAUCCAAAAUUCAGAGAAGAAAACCUUGACACGUUUUUGAACUUCUAUUACGAAGAACUAGGUAAAAUACUUGAUGAUUAUAAUGUAAAAAUUGAAGAAGUAAUGUCGAAACCAGAAUUUAUGACGUCUGCUGAAGAACAAAGGCAAUGGGGUCUCAUUGUAUGUGCCUGCCUAAUACCACAGUUUUGGAUAGACGACGACCUAACGACAAAAAUAUUCUGCGACAAUAAGCAAUUUGACGAGAAUUUAUCAAAAAAUAAAGGAUUAUUUAUUAAGAAAAUGAUGCAAGAAAAUUCUGAUUACAGACAGAAAGUCAUGGAAAUCUUUAACGAAGUUGCAGAUAGAUAUUGUUUACAUCGCAAAUAGUAUAUUAAUCUG
Molecule: messenger RNA, 4141 nt
Organism: Spodoptera littoralis (African cotton leafworm)
Lineage: Eukaryota; Metazoa; Arthropoda; Insecta; Lepidoptera; Noctuidae
Source: the annotation of a GenBank genome assembly